This is a messenger RNA of Caenorhabditis sp. 36 PRJEB53466, 1830 nucleotides long. NCBI's taxonomy places the organism in Eukaryota, Metazoa, Nematoda, Chromadorea, Rhabditida, Rhabditidae. The record is from the annotation of a GenBank genome assembly.
AUGCCGUCGAAACUUUUCGUUGGAAAUCUCCCGGAUAAUGUAGAUUCAAACAAGUUGAAGCAAAUUUUCCAGCCAUUCUGCAAAGUAACCGAAUGCGACAUCGUGAAAAACUAUGCCUUCGUGGUAAAACUGAUAAUGUCUACUUCGAUUCCCAAUGAUUGCUUUUAGCAUAUCGAAGAAGAUGACGUGGAUCCAAUCAUUACCCGUCUGACUGGCUACACGAUAGAGGGAAAGGUAGUGAAUAUAAAAAAAUCGACAUCGAAACUACGUCCAACGCCCGGAAUGCCGAAUCGAUGCUACCGCUGCCAAUCCGACGAUCACCGCACUCCGCAGUGUCCGCACGAUCCAUCGAAUAAUCAAAAGAGCGAGUACGAUAAUUUCCUUCCCUAAAUCUUCUUUGAAUACUGUUAUUUCUUUCAGAGGCGGUGUCAUAAAGUUCGAUUUGACGGCCGGAGGUCCGCCGGGACUGAAAAGGCCGGCCGGCGAGCCUUUGAUGGACGUGCCGAAGCGAAUGGCUUUUCCGGUGCCAUCUAUGGUUGAGGCUGAGAUCCCGCAGCCAAUGGAUCCGUAAGUUGGGGGAAUUCUUCUCCUGUGUCGUCUUCUGUGUUCCCUCUGUCUGUUGUCUUCGUCUCAUUUCAGGCGCAACAAAUCUUGACCAACAACUUUUUCCAGAGAUCUUCAACAGCUCUACCAGGAGUAUCACAUGUCCCGCCAACGCUACGUCUACUACCGGGACCGCCUGCUCAAAGAGAUGGAAGCGAAACAGAAUGGCUCCACUGCCGGAUACGCUCUUUCCGGGCCCACCCCGGUGCCCGUUUUGCCCGCCGCCGUUUCCGUUGGCGCUACACAGUACUGCCCGAGUUUUUUCUUUUUUUUUUCCGAAAGCACACCGUUAAUCGACCUUUUCAGCAAAAACGCGCGUACCCAUAUAAUACCCUGUUCCAUACGCUUUUACCACAAAUGUUCGAAAAUUUAUCGCCUCGUCCGUCGUUCUGAUCCGUUUUAUACCGUACUGAUAAUCAUCGCUGCUCUCGUUACCGUAUUCGUCGUCGCGCGCGGAAAGACCGUCACCUUUCCGCGCGACCCGUACCGUACUCGUAUUCAUUGAUCUCGAAUCUUCCGUCCGUCGAAAAUAUGUGACUUGUGUCGCCCUCCUCACUUUUCGGGAUUCGCCCCUUGAAAUUGUGAAUCGAUCCGUUUCCAGGCUCUCCGCGGCGCCCGUCUCCUACCAACCGCCCGUUCCGCCCGCCAUCACCCCGUACGCGGCUCCGACUAAUUUGAGAGUGAGUUUCGAUAAUACUCCGAGCAAAUGACUUCAUGCUCCAAUUUUUUCGCAGUGAAUAGAACAUUACGGGCAUCUGAACUUUAUAAAUCAAAAGUUUCACGUGAAAAUGAGAAUAAAGUCUUAAUAAUUAUAAUUUGCAGGCUCCGUAUGCCGUGCAAUCCGCUCCGUACGUCAAUGCGCUCCAUCCUCCACCAGUGGUAUGUUCUGAUCUCUCACUUCUCCACUUCUGUCGUCCUCUCAAUUAUCAUCAUCAAGAUCAAGACCACGUGUCCGUCGUCUCGUGGUCAAAAAUCAAGUCUUGUUCGCCGCCAAAAGUAUCAAUUGAUUUGCAGGCGCCAUAUGGUUCGGUGACGCCGGCCGGACAGCCAACGGGCGUGAUGACCACCCAGCAGUACUUGCAACAAAUGCAACAAAAAUCUGCGACCGGUUCACCGGCUCCAGUACCCGCUCCUGCUCGUAAGUGCAUUCUAUGGGGUUCUGUCCACGAAACUAGCUGUGUUCUAGGUGCUUUCAUGCCAUCGAUUCCCGUCGAAAAGUGGAAAUAG